Diaporthe batatas is the source of this 939-nucleotide messenger RNA. RefSeq lists its product as uncharacterized. The record is from RefSeq and is a predicted model, not a curated record. The transcript is spliced from 2 exons. Bases 1 to 939 code for a protein of 312 amino acids. NCBI's taxonomy places the organism in Eukaryota, Fungi, Ascomycota, Sordariomycetes, Diaporthales, Diaporthaceae.
AUGUCGGCUGCAGAAGUGUACCCUCCUUGGGGGGUGUUCCCGGCGGAACAAUACCUCAUUCGGCACUGGGACCACUCAUCGGACCUGCCACCGCAGGACCAGCGGCGCAAGCUGAUGCGUGACUACCUCGCGCUGGAGGAGAUCCCUGCGGAGUGGGACAGGACAGGGCGCGAUCAAGGCGGCCGUGAGGAUCAAGCGUUGAGCCGCCAGCCCACCGAAGAGGAUAUCACGACUAUCCUGGAGCCUUGGAGGCCGUCCCGGUGGCGUGGGGCGGCCCUGCGCAUCUGGAAGGACCGCUUCGACGAGGACAUCUGGCUGCGUACGUACUACGGCGAGGACAGCGACGCCGCUUUCGAGGACUGGCGCGAGACCCACGAAGACUCCGAUCCGGCGUUUGACGAGGGUACGACCCCGUGGUGCGUGCUCGACGACGCCGCGGUGUUCGGCCUUGGCGACGGGUGGAACGGGGUCUUGGACGUCCUCCCCGAGCUCGCCGGCCCGACCCAGGGGUACAAGCGGGAUCCGGGGUUCCACAGCGCCGAGGAGGUGCAGCAGCUCAGGGCGACCAUCCAGGCGGCCGAGGACAAGGAGGCGGAGGCCGAGACCGGCGCCGGGAUGGAGCUGCAACUAAAUACUGUCGCCACGUUCCUCAUGGUCGCCGACCAGGAGACGUGGGACACAGGAAAGCUGCGUCUGUUGUAUCUCGACGCACAGGGGAAUAUAGUGCGCCAUUCCAGGAUCAGCCCGGGGGAUGUGUUUAAUACUCGUCAUGAGUGGAUAGGCAAGAAAUUCCGGGAUGGGUACUGGUGGCGCGAGGAGUACGAGCAGUCCGGUCUGGACCCGACAAAGUGGCUGCGAUUCGAGCCUGGCGGAACCCUUGGUGAUCAAUACAGAGCACAUGGAGCUCUUGGUCACGCAUUGUAUGGCAUGCAGUGGUGA